Neurospora hispaniola is the source of this 675-nucleotide messenger RNA. RefSeq lists its product as uncharacterized. Bases 1 to 675 code for a protein of 224 amino acids. The record is from RefSeq and is a predicted model, not a curated record. The transcript has a single exon. Lineage: Eukaryota; Fungi; Ascomycota; Sordariomycetes; Sordariales; Sordariaceae.
AUGACCAAUUUCGCGGACAGCACCAUACCCAGUUCCGGUGCACUUCUCGACGAGUUGAGCACCCAUUACAGCUUUGGGCACUCAUCAAUAUCGCUGGCAAUGGAAAAUGGAUCAAUACCACGUUGUUCAGCAACUCCUUUCCGGCCUUGCAGUCAUCGUCGGCACGAAGAGAUUACCCAGAUCACGGACGACCUCUUCAAAGAUGUGUUCGUCGAGCUGCCCGAACACGAGGUCGAGGACCUCGCAAUGCCGAGGGCGACUGGCCUUCCUCUUACGGUUGUCGCCAACCUCCAUCGCACCGAGCCUAGCCCCCAACGUCGUAACAUACUCCUAAAUCGCACACAACUCAUCGGAGGGGGCCGCCGCCGGGGCCGAGGGGCCGGGGAGAGGGAGAACCGUGAGAUACGUACCCGGGUAUUCGAUGAGGUAUCGCGUAGUGAUGAGAAGGCCACAUUAGGAGUUAGUACCGUCAAAAAGUUGAUCCAACUCAACUACGAUGGCGGGCUAUCUUACAUGUUCAUGUACCUCAUUGUUGACGCCCAUCUCAUACAGCCAAAAGACUGUGUCAACAUGGUAUUUGGGUCUCGGGAAGUCACCUUUGUUUGCAUGGACAGUCAGGAAGUGUGCCGUAAUCGAACACAGGCGGAUCAGCCUCCUCGCUUGAAACAUCCUUGA